This is a messenger RNA of Stegastes partitus (bicolor damselfish), 1764 nucleotides long. RefSeq names its product transmembrane protein 44 (gene tmem44). The transcript is spliced from 10 exons. Gene Ontology annotation, molecular function: basic amino acid transmembrane transporter activity. Gene Ontology annotation, cellular component: membrane. NCBI's taxonomy places the organism in Eukaryota, Metazoa, Chordata, Actinopteri, Pomacentridae. The record is from RefSeq and is a predicted model, not a curated record. Bases 299 to 1690 code for a protein of 463 amino acids.
CGCAUAGAGACCAAUGUUAUUUCUGCUGCACGAAAAACAGCUGCUUUUGAUGAAAACAAUCGUGCAGUAUAUUGUCCACCUCAAACUGAUGGUAAAGAGGCAUAAUUUGUGUGUUGAUGACGUUUCGUUCAAGAGUUCUUGAUGCCGGAAGUCCUAAUCUGUGGAUAUCUUUCCAACUUUACCGAAGUCUCAAACGGCUGCACGUCUCUGCUGCAGGAGAGCUGCAUGGAUGGAUGAGUAGGAGCAUGGAAUAGUUCGUUUCUUUUCUUCGAUAUAAUUAAAGAUAUUUGCAGUAAGAAUGGAGAGACGUACGUCGAUCACUGUUGAUAACAUCGCAGGAAACCCCAAAACUUCCCUCAGUGGUCUGAUGGAGUUUUGCGUGGAAUCAGUCACCACCUGCUUCUCUCAUGACGCAGACAAACUUUGCGUCCCCGUCGGCCUCACCUUCCUCUCUGCGCUGCUUUUACUGCUGUCAUGUCUUCUGAUCGUGCGCCAGAGGUGCAAACAUCGGGGAGAGAAUCCAGGAGAAAGCCUCGUUCUCUUCUGCUGCGUCCUGGGUGACCUGUGCGGCGCCGUGGGAGCCAUCCUGUCCAGACAGCUUCACAUUCAGGUUUUAAUGGGGGCUUUUGCUGCUGCUGUGGAUGCUGUGAACUGUAUUCUGUGCUGCUUCCAAGUCUUCCUGUGCUGGAACUCCAAAGCAGAAAGGAGGCUGAGGAUGGUGAGGAGGCGGAGGAGACAGCACCUCCUGGCAGUGUGUGUGCUGAUGGUGGUUGCAGGAGGUUUUCUGAAAGCUGCUCAGCCUCCAGCGUCCGGGCCUCUGAGAGGGAGGAGGCUGCUGCAUGUCCUUCCACAAGGCUCCACCUGGAGUCUGUUGAUGGACAACACUGAAAUCCUGGGUUACGUACUUGGCCUGCUGUCCUUUGUCAUCGCCUGUAGCUCCAGGUUUCCUGCACUCUGCAGAGCAUGCAGAGGACACAUGAUGUCUCGGGCCCACGUUUUCUCUGGACUGUGUUGCUCACUGGCUGGUGUCCUCUACACUGCAGCCAUACUCCUCUAUGACACUCACUCUGGGUUUCUUAUGAGAGUCAUGCCGUGGCUUCUGUCCUCGAUCAGCUGUGCUGCCCUGGAUCUCCUCAUCAUAGUCACCCAUUGUUGCAGGAGACAAACCAGGCAGCAUUCUAUGAGGUUUUCUCCAGACACAGAGAAACUUUUAGGUGUUUCUGGAUUCCCCACUGAAGAUAAUGUCAUUACUAGAUGGAGAAAACAGAACAUUCCUCUAUCAAAAUACUCAAAGACAAAAGAUGUCCAGAAGAUGACUGAGAUGGGGCAUUACAUGGAUGUCCAUGUUCAGCCUACAAGAACAAUGUCUCUGAAGGAUGUGACCUUGUCCAAAGACGGAGUGGAGGAUGAACCUUUCGACAGGAUGGUGCGGGUGAUCAGAGCCGGCAGUUUCUGCUCCACAGAUACAUCCUAUGACUCUUCAGCGAUCAGCUCUGAUCUGGAGUGGGAUGUCGAAGCAGCAAACACACAGUGGAGGGAACCAACAGCCAAACGACAUCAGGGGGAUGAGUUUCCCCUACAGGAGUGGCCAACAAACCCCAAACCCUUCAACGUCUGCAUGUGCUCCGUGCCUGGACUCCCACAGAAAACUCCAGAAGAGGGCGGCCCCGCUGUCAGCUCUGCUAAAUGAACUCUCCUUCCCACAAGUCUGGUGCAGUCAUUUGAGAAUUAAUAAUAAAAAAGAAAAAGAACUGCAAACAUUGA